AUGAUUGACGGUGAUGUCCCUGGCACCGCAGUUAGCGUUGCUGAGCCGGAGCAAGUGGUUGAUGAAAAAAAUGAAGAAGAAAGCGGUCAAGAUUCUUUUGAGCUUGACGAAAUUGAACUGUCUGAUAGGGAGUCUGAGGAUAUCGACGUGAACCACAGAAGAAUAAAGCGAAUUUCUAAGUUGGAAACCAUACCCAAUGCAAAGGCUUUAUGUUUGCGAAAUAACCUCAUUAAGUUAAUUGAGAAUCUGGAUCCACUUGCCGAUAAGUUAGUGGAUUUGGACCUCUAUGAUAAUCAAAUUACGAAGAUACAAAAUCUUGAAGUCCUUAGAGUGCUUCAGGUGUUAGACUUAAGCUAUAACCGCAUCAAGACUAUAGAAAACCUGGGUGCUCUUAAAAGUCUUACCAAAUUGUAUCUUGUUAAUAACAAGAUUUCGAAAAUCGAAAAUUUAUCGGGCCUCCCAAAUCUGACGAUGCUUGAACUUGGUGCGAAUAAAAUUCGGAAAUUGGAGAAUCUCGACUCAUUUCCAAACCUCGAAGAACUGUUUGUCGGUAACAAUAAAAUUUCAAAGCUGGAGGGGCUUGAAAAUUUGCCAAAAUUGAAAAUUCUUAGUAUCCAGAAUAACCGAAUAACAAAACUUGAAGGACUCCAAAACUUGGUGAAUUUGGAGGAACUCUACAUAAGCUUCAACGGUAUCAGCAAGAUCGAAGGCUUGGACAACCUUGUUAAUCUUCAGACGCUCGAGCUUGCUCGAAACAGAAUAAGUCGAAUCGAAAACAUAUCCCAUCUGUCGAAAUUGGAGGAGUUUUGGUUUAAUGAUAACCUCGUUGCCGAGUGGGACCAAUUGAACAUCCUAGUGCCGAUGAAACAUCUUAAGACUCUCUAUCUCGAACGGAAUCCGAUCUAUUACGCACCCGAUACUGCAUAUCGCCGGAAAAUCCUCCUUCUUCUUCCAUGGUUGAGACAGCUUGACGCGACGCUGACAGGUGUUGGCUUAAGAACCUAG
Mesocestoides corti is the source of this 1005-nucleotide messenger RNA. Lineage: Eukaryota; Metazoa; Platyhelminthes; Cestoda; Cyclophyllidea; Mesocestoididae. The record is from the annotation of a GenBank genome assembly.